Ambispora leptoticha is the source of this 189-nucleotide messenger RNA. Lineage: Eukaryota; Fungi; Glomeromycota; Glomeromycetes; Archaeosporales; Ambisporaceae. The record is from the annotation of a GenBank genome assembly.
AGAAAUCGUGGUAAACGCAAGAGUCCACCCACGGAUGAUGUUGACCCAGACCCUAAACGUACAAACGUAGAAAUGGAGGACAAUGAGACAUUAGAUCCAAAAGCCAAUGCUUAUUUGAAAGAAAUGCAAAAAUACAAUGAACGCUUAUGUAAAGAUGAUUCCGGUCAUGUUCGUCCGUUGGUCAAAUAA